AUGGCAAAUCUCCCCAAUCUACGACGUCUCUUUGUCGAGGCUAGAACGGAGUUCGAGGAGAACGAGUACUCCCGCACCGCGUUCUAUAAUCUCGUCCUUUUUAUUUCGUCCGUCGCCGUCUUCAGCCUGGCUGCUCAACGCAUGAGCGGACCCAAGGUCGCCCGAUAA
Penicillium waksmanii is the source of this 168-nucleotide messenger RNA. RefSeq names its product DUF5310 domain-containing protein. Gene Ontology annotation, biological process: outer mitochondrial membrane organization. The coding region runs from base 1 to 168 and encodes 55 amino acids. The record is from RefSeq and is a predicted model, not a curated record. Lineage: Eukaryota; Fungi; Ascomycota; Eurotiomycetes; Eurotiales; Aspergillaceae. The transcript has 3 exons.